AUGGCUCAGACCACUCAGACAAACAUGCCCAUGGGACCAUGGAAGAUCACUGUUUAUGACCAAGAGUACUACCAGGGCAGAUGGUGGGAGUUCACUUCCUGCUGCAAGAACAUUAUGGAGUAUGGCAUGGAGAACAUCCGCUCCAUGAAGGUGGAAUGUGGAGCCUGGGUGGGGUUUGAGCACAGCAGCUACAAUGGCCAGCAGUUUGUCCUGGAGAAGGGAGACUACCCUUGCUUCGAGGCCUACAUGGGAAGCCAUGGCUACCGUGUUGAGAGAAUGAUGUCUUUCCGCCCGAUCUACUCGGCUUGCCACAAGGAGUCCCGCAUGUGUGUGUGGGAGUGUGAGAACAUGAUGGGAAGACAGUGGGAUCUGUGCGAUGACUACCCUUCCCUGCAGGCUAUGGGCUGGCACAACAACGAGAUCGGCUCCAUGCAGGUUCAAAGCGGCGCCUGGGUGUGCUACCAGUACCCUGGUUAUCGUGGUUAUCAAUACAUCAUGGAAUGUGACUGGCAUGGAGGCGAGUACAGAUGCUACAGGGAGUUCGGCACCCACGCUCACACCCCCCAGAUCCAGUCCAUCCGUAGAAUCCAGAACUAAAAAUAAUGUGUCCUUCCUCCUUCGUUUCUUCUCCUCCCUCACCAGUCUUUCCACUCCUCCGUACUCAGCUUCACAGUGCAGACCUCAC
This is a messenger RNA of Tachysurus vachellii, 685 nucleotides long. RefSeq names its product crystallin, beta A1b (gene cryba1b). The record is from RefSeq and is a predicted model, not a curated record. The transcript has 5 exons. Gene Ontology annotation, biological process: lens development in camera-type eye; visual perception. The coding region runs from base 1 to 597 and encodes 198 amino acids. Gene Ontology annotation, molecular function: structural constituent of eye lens. NCBI's taxonomy places the organism in Eukaryota, Metazoa, Chordata, Actinopteri, Siluriformes, Bagridae.